Aphidius gifuensis is the source of this 863-nucleotide messenger RNA. RefSeq names its product trypsin II-P29-like. The record is from RefSeq and is a predicted model, not a curated record. The transcript is spliced from 4 exons. Gene Ontology annotation, biological process: proteolysis. Gene Ontology annotation, molecular function: serine-type endopeptidase activity. Lineage: Eukaryota; Metazoa; Arthropoda; Insecta; Hymenoptera; Braconidae. The coding region runs from base 1 to 798 and encodes 265 amino acids.
AUGUUCAUACCCUACAACUAUAAAAAUAAAAUAACAAUAAAUAUAAUUAAAAUAUUAAUUGCCAAAUUAGUUGUAAAUGGAAAGAAAAAAAGUAAAAUAAUUGGAGGUAAAACAGUUGCUAUUGAGUUACAUCCAAGUCAAGUGUCAUUACGCUGGAAAGAUGGACAUAUAUGUGCUGGAAGUAUAAUAUCAAAAAGCCACAUUUUAACAACAGCAAGUUGUUUAUUAUAUGAACUCGUUGCAUUACCAGCAAAUGUUGAAGUAUUAAGUGGAACAAAUGAUCAAUUUGAUGCAUCAAAUUCUGAUUAUUUAAGCCAAGUUAAUUAUGUAAUUUAUCAUCCAAAAUAUGAUCCAAAAGCUGGUUGGAUCCAUGACAUAUGUAUAUUAAAAUUGGUUAAUCCAAUUAAUUAUUCAAAUACUCGUAAGAAUAUUGAUAUGCCAAUUUUUUUUUUAUCAGCUGGUAAUUUUCCAUUUACUGGUUGGGGUGAUAGCUAUGAUCUGAUCAACAAUCAGCAUAAAAGAUUUUUACAAGUUAUUUAUGCAAAAUUUCAAAGCACAGCAACGUGUAAUAGAUAUUUUAAUGAAUUUCAUUUUACAAUGUCUCGUUCACAAGGUUGUGUAACAUCAUACGAAAAAGAUGGGCUCAUUGAAAUGGGAGACAGUGGUGGUGGAGUUAUUCAUACUGUUUAUAUUAAUGGUAUCAUGUCAUUACAUGUACCAACAAUAAAAAAUGUAUUUGUUUAUACAAAAGUGUGGCGUUAUGUUCGAUGGAUCCAAGAAACAAUUGAAAAAUAUUAAUCAAUUAAUCUAUCAAAUGUCAAUGUUUUUUUAAAAAAAAUAUAAUAAAUUUUGCUACGCAAUUA